This is a messenger RNA of Hyaloperonospora brassicae, 864 nucleotides long. The record is from the annotation of a GenBank genome assembly. NCBI's taxonomy places the organism in Eukaryota, Oomycota, Peronosporomycetes, Peronosporales, Peronosporaceae.
AUGGCGCACGCAAACAAGCGCUGCAAAGAUAUCUCCAUCGGUGAAUACGAUACAGCAACAGGACUCACGCACAUCACGCACCAGCGAGGGCGACUGCUGUUCAACAUGGGGGCCAGCGUCAAGAAACAACAGCGUCGGGAGCCCAACGUCACGGUCCCAUCAGCAGCUUCAAGCCCGAAAGGCAAAAGCUCUGGACCACCACACGCCACCGGCACGUUCACUGGUCUGUCAUUGUAUCCAGAGGAAGCCAACUACCUGCUCCAGCGAGGGGCAUUGGCGAUCUAUGGGACGUCAUCGGACGACAACGACACCAAAGCAUUGAGCGUUGCCGACUUUGCAGCACUGGUGGCCAGAGAUACCAGCGUCUCACUUGCGUGCUUGGAAGUAUACGCGUUCCUGAAAGACCAGAAGCUGCACCCCCGACGCUGCCUCGAACCUGCUGCAGCAGCUUCAGCAACGGCUGUGGGCAGUCGUCAAGACGGGCGGCGCGUACCCCACCAUGUCGAAGAGAGCACUGGAUCCUGUGACGUGGCGUUCGACGUCUGGAAAACAGCGGCAGUCCCGAUCCCCCCACGUGCUGACACGAGUGCAGAGCACGCGACAGAGCCGUCUGCACCAGCACCGGCAGCGAAACUACGCAAGCAGAGAAAGGAACUGGUGCUGGUCUUCCGCGUGGCCGUGUGUCGCUAUUGGGACAGCGCUCCCCGUCCGCAGCGCCUCCGGCUGAUCCUGCAGCGCAGCAACGCUCGCGAUGGCGCGUCGAGCAGUUGCAGGUCAACACUGACGCGCGACCACGUGCCCGUGAAAGUGGCCGUCGUUCACCACGACCGGAGCGUGCUGCUCUUUGAAAUCAGUGCGACUUGA